AUGGAGGAGAAACGGAGAGGAAGAGAUGGACUCAAACGUCACCACUGUCAGCACUGUGACAAAUCCUACUCAACAUCUGGAUCUUUAAAGAUUCAUCAGAGAGCUCACACUGGAGAGAAACCGUACAGCUGUGACCAGUGUGGGAAAGCUUUUACUAGAUCAGGUGAACUUAAAGUCCACCAAAGUGUUCACACUGGAGAGAAACCGUACAGCUGUGAUCAAUGUGGAAAAACAUUCACUACAUCAGGUGCACUACGAGUCCACCAGCGCGUUCACAGUGGAGAGAAACCGUACUGGUGUGACCAAUGUGGGAAAACUUUCAUUACAUCACAUAAACGAAAAAUCCACCAACGUAUUCACACUGGAGAGAAACCGUACAGCUGUCACCAAUGUGGGAAAGCUUUCCCUAGAUCAGGUGACCUAAAAAUCCACCACCGUGUUCAUAGUGGAGAAAAACCUUACUGGUGUGAAAAGUGUGGGAAAACUUUCACUAAAUCUUGUAAACUAAUAAUCCACCAACGUGUUCACACUGGAGAGAAACCGUACAGCUGUGACCAGUGUGGGAAAGCUUUUACUAGAUCAGGUAAACUAAUAGUCCACCAACGUGUUCACACUGGAGAGAAACCGUACUGGUGUGACCAAUGUGGGAAAGGUUUUUCUCAGAGUAAUCACCUUAAACACCACUCCUGCAGUCACGCUGCUUCAUUUUGAACAUUUUUCAGAGCCAGACUAUCAAUUUCCUCAUGCCUCCUCUUCAGGCCCUCAUAGCUGUGUUUAUAUAUUUUCAGCUUCAGUAAGUUUGUAUUCUUGAUAUGUUAUCAUGGCUAUAACUACAGCCUGUCCUGCCCCACCCCCACCCCCACCCCCCAACAUCUCGCUGUGUCACACACUGUAGCUAUGAGGAUAUGCCACCCACCCUCACCCCUCUGCUGAAGAACCAUGUUUCCCGAUCCACUUGGGUUUUCAAAAAAAUGUACUAGUAUCUUCAAAGUAAAUGAGUUGAAUGAAUUAUCUCUUUAUUCUUGUAGCUUAUUUUUCACAACCCAAGUGUAAUGACUUGUUUCACAAUCAGAAUGUGAUCCAUUCGGUCGAUAACAUUUGAAAAGUCUAUAACUGGGGAGAUUACUGAUAGAGAGUGGGCUAAAAUAGUGGACACAGUCUCCGCCGCAUAUCCGGCAUCCAGUGGAGAGUUGAUGCUGCCAAAAAGAUAAUUUCAUUCAAAGUCCAUUUCUAAGUGAUAUGAAGAGAAAGGCAACUGCAACGAGUAGAGGAAAGCCGUCAGGAAUCUGUUGAGGUUUGUUCAGACUGAAAGCAAAGCCAAUUCUAGUCGAAGCAAAGAGUCGCAGAUUCGUUAAAGACGGCACCAGCUGAGGUGAAGACGUGUCUGCUCAAGUCUGAAAAAUUCAGCUUUGUCUUUCACAAAUGAAAAGACUAAAGAAGUGGAGUUUCUGCUGAGUUCUGAGGUCAACAUCCGACCAACUCGGUACACUUCAAACUAAUUAGAUCCUAGAUGCCUCUGGGUUUAACUGCUGUGGUUUGAUCCAGUGUGUAGUGAGGAGGAAGAGGCGCUGAAUCAACAGGGACUACAAAACCACCACAGACCACAUUUGUGUUCAGUCUGAACAAACCUUUGUUGUUGUGAAAGUCUGAAUGAAUCAAAUAUUAUUUGUCUUCAUUUUAACAGCGGUUUGCUUUCUGUUCUGUCAGUAAAUGUGUUCUGUUUAACUUGCAUCCUGCCAGGGUUGGUGCUGUAAUAAUUUGAGCUGGAGACUUGAGACUCGAGUCCUUUUCAAUAUUCUCAUUAAAUUAGUCAAC
Molecule: messenger RNA, 1815 nt
Organism: Micropterus salmoides (largemouth bass)
Lineage: Eukaryota; Metazoa; Chordata; Actinopteri; Centrarchiformes; Centrarchidae
Product: zinc finger protein 239-like
Exons: 2
Coding region: 1-711 (236 amino acids)
Biological process (GO): regulation of transcription by RNA polymerase II
Molecular function (GO): RNA polymerase II cis-regulatory region sequence-specific DNA binding; DNA-binding transcription factor activity
Source: RefSeq, a predicted model, not a curated record